Rhipicephalus sanguineus (brown dog tick) is the source of this 1710-nucleotide messenger RNA. RefSeq lists its product as uncharacterized. Lineage: Eukaryota; Metazoa; Arthropoda; Arachnida; Ixodida; Ixodidae. The record is from RefSeq and is a predicted model, not a curated record. The coding region runs from base 253 to 1581 and encodes 442 amino acids. The transcript is spliced from 7 exons.
UGACGGCACCUAGGUAAACUGUCCGCACAAUCACACUCGUGUCCGGCAAGCGAGCAAGUGAGGACCACCACUGCAGAACGGACCACUGUCUGCACACGCGCACCGGCCGCUGCCAAGCCUCGCCGCCGGCCUAGCGCGUUUUGUUUUUGUUUUGUUCCGUUUUUUUCUCUCUCUCGUGACGCGACGACCCUGGAUUUGUGACCGUCGGUAUCUCUCCCACUGAACUCCUCUCCCAACCAACCACAACAGUCGAUGUAUUCGCAGAGGCAACGUCACUUCUCAACGAGCGACUCCAAUAACAGGUUCGCCAUGAUGACGAGAGCAGCGGUGUUCCUGUGGCUGCUGGGCGCGUCGCUGGCGGCGUCCCCGUCCUCUUCCUCGUCGCAGUCAUCUUCGACGAACUCGGCGUCUCCGUCUUCUUCGUCCACAUCCGUUGUGUCAUCGUCCAGUUCGACGUCGACCAAGAGGGACGACUUCAGCGCCGCCGCGUCCUCCAGCCACCCGGUCUACUCGCCCUCGGUCGGCUCCCCGUCCUCCGUGUACGGAGCGUCCUCGCCGUACGGCACUUCCGCUUCCGGUUACACCGGAGCCGGAUCCGGAGGCUACGGCUCUGCGGGUGGCUCGGCGGGCGCCUACGAAGCGGCUGCGUCGAGCAACACCUACCACAGCCAGGCGAGCCCCAAUAGCAACCUGUACUACUACUACUAUCCAGUAUCGAAGAACAGCGGCCAGCAAGCCUCUAGCGCAUCGGACGCCGAAUACCAGGCGAGUGCGGCGCAGAACUACGCGGGCGUAUCGGCUCCCGGCAGCGGCUCGUCGGGCUCGUCGUCUUCGUCGGGUGCGUACGACCAGGCGGCGAGCGCCUCUUCUUCCUCGGGCUACGGUGCCUCGGCCGACGGGGGUCCUUCCUCGUCGGGCUACGAGCACGACUCGAGCGCGGCGGCGGCCGCCUACAACGCGGCCGCGGCCGCCAGCUACCAGCAGCAGCUGCAGGCGUACGCCGCACAGGGUGGAGGGCACUACGGACCCAGCGCGGCGCAGUACGCUCACCUGAGCCAAUUGGCGCAGCAGUACGGACCCCAACUGGCGGCCGCCCAGCAGUACUCCCAGUACGCCCAGCCCGGUACCGGGCAUUACGGCGGAGGUGGUGGAGGCGGAGGAUCCUACCCGUCGCCGUCUUUCCAGGGAAGCUACGACACAUCCAAGAGGUACUACGGCCUGGGCUCGGUGAUCAUGCCCCUGCUGGCGCUGGCGGGCUUGGGCCUGCUCAUCCCCACGGUGACCAGCCUGAGCGGAAAGAAGAAGCGCUCCAUUGACGACGCCAGCCGUGCGCACCUGGGCGACUACGCCGAGCGGCUGGAGCGCUACUUCAAGAUCUACCGGGCCGCCGUCGAGAGCGAAGAGUGCAUGAACCGCAUCGUGUGCGAGCUGGGAGACGCCGUCAGCAACGUGCGCGGAAAGUCGGCGCUGCUCACGGUGAUGGAGAAGUUCGCACCCGGCUGGAUGAACAACAAGAUCGGCGUGUUCAAGUCCGCGGCCCUGACCGUCGACACGACCAAGUGCUCCCGCUACAAGUGCUGAACGCCGCCGUUUGGCGGCGCAGAGAUCGACCCUAUAAGCAUCACGCAGCCCACCACACCACACCGAUGACGACGACGACAAAGACAAAAGCACGACCACCCUCCGAGCGUUAACGGACGAAGGCAGAAA